This is a messenger RNA of Staurois parvus, 328 nucleotides long. The record is from the annotation of a GenBank genome assembly. NCBI's taxonomy places the organism in Eukaryota, Metazoa, Chordata, Amphibia, Anura, Ranidae.
CAAAUGGCGGUAUAUAUACUGGAAUUUUAUAUAUAUACUGGUAAUGGCAGCGAUCAGCGACUUACAGCAGGACUGCGGCGGGCAUUCUGACACUGGGGGAACUGACUAACUGCCACUGACAUCUCCAGUGACACUAAUACAGUGAUCAGUGCUAAUAAAAAGCACUAACACUGUACUAAUGGCACUGGGCAGGAAGGGGUUAACAUUUGGGGCAAUCAAAGUGUUAACUGUGUGCUGUUUUACAAACUGUGCUGUGUGUGUUUUACGGUGUAAGCAUGCUGGAGCCACACAAAAGGAGCCAUACAAAAGCAGCAUGCUGGUGCUGACA